Erinaceus europaeus (western European hedgehog) is the source of this 4453-nucleotide messenger RNA. It is a transcript of the gene UMODL1, whose product is annotated as uromodulin like 1. Gene Ontology annotation, cellular component: cell surface; extracellular region. Lineage: Eukaryota; Metazoa; Chordata; Mammalia; Eulipotyphla; Erinaceidae. Bases 1 to 3879 code for a protein of 1292 amino acids. The transcript has 21 exons. The record is from RefSeq and is a predicted model, not a curated record. Gene Ontology annotation, molecular function: peptidase inhibitor activity; calcium ion binding; protein binding.
AUGCCGGGGACCCUGGGCCUGUCGCUCCUGGCCCUGCUGAGCACUGUGGGUCCCAGCCAGGCCAGCGGCUUCACAGCCCUCAGCGGCCCCCAGGACUUUCUCUUGAGCCCCGGGCUCUGCCCCCCCGAGGGACAGGGAGCCCCUCCGCCCACGUGCAUCCAGGACACCGACUGUCCAGGACUCCAGAAGUGCUGCCCGUCCCCAGCGGGCCCCCACUGCAUGUCCCCUGUGUCCCCAGACCCGGAGGGGACCCCGAGGAGUUCUUGGUACAAUGUGACGGUGCUGCUGAAGACAGACUUUGGGCAGCUGCUGCAGGCGGACCCGGGGCUGCUGGACCUCUCCUGUCGCCUGCACGCCAUGCUGACCAGCGCCCUGCAGCCCCGGGAGGCCGCCAUUCGCCACCUACUCUCGGCGGCAGGUGGGCCGUACAGCACGGAGUCUCGGCUGCUGCUGGGCCUGCGGAGGCCUGAGCCUGCGGCCUCUGUGUGGGCCGCCCUGGACGGCGUGGCCAGGCACCUGUGUGAGGUCAUCAGCAUCAGGGUGCAAGAUGUGGACGAGUGCUUUUUCCGGGAGCUGCACAGAUGCCCCUCGGGGCGGCCGUGUGUGAACCUGGAGGGGUCCCGCCAGUGCCCCCACCCCCAGCAGGCCCCUGAACUGAGCCGCACAGAAGGCAGCCUGCCAGGACCCCCAGGGGCAGUGAUCAGCCCAGACACCCCUGCCUCGAACCCCGGCCCUGGCCAUCCAGGGGCCACCCCUGCAGCCCGGACCCCAGGACCCCCAGGGACGGCGCUCAGCCCAGGGACCUCUGCCUUGUCUCCCUGCCCUGGUUGUCCAUGGGGCACCCCUGCAGCUAUGACCCCAGGGCCCUCAGAGGUGGCCCUCAGCCUGGAGACCCCUACCUCGACCCCAGGCCACCCACGGGGUACUCCCGGAGCCGGGACCCCAGAGUCUCCAUCUAGGAGAGUGGGCAGUAGUGGCACCAGUCCCCCCAGGAAUAGCACCGGGCUCAGCAUGGAGGACUCGGUGCCCAACACUGGCCGAGGCCUGGGGUCCAGGCCCUGGACGGCCACCCUGGCCACCAGCCCCUCCCCUGCCCACCCCAGGGCUCCACAGCCAGAAGUGGGCACCCCUCCCGGGACAUCUGGGGGACCUCGGCACACCCUGGCCUGGGCACCCCCAAACUCUGCCACGGAGCUGACAUCCCAGACUACCUCCACCCAGGACCCUGUUUGGCAUGCCAGCCCCCCUGCAUGGGACCCAGCCCCGGCACCCCUGGACCCCAUGUGGCCACAAAACACGGACCCUGGACCCACGGCCUCCCCGGACCUGUCCUCAACGUCCACCAUGCAGGCUCUGGGGAGCCCCUCCUGUGCCCCCGGCGCCAUCCACAGCCUCACCGUCUCCAACGUGACGGGUUCGGGCUUCCACCUGGCCUGGGCGGCCGAUCCCGCCGCACACCCCGUGUUCCAGCUCACCCUGACCCCCUCGAGGGGUCCCCCCGUGCGGCUGGAAACCCGGAACGCCAGCAUGACCCUGUGGGGCCUGGAGCCCGGAGCCCUGUACCGGGUGGACAUCCUGGCCACGGCCUGCGGGAAAGAAGGUUCCAGAGCCCACCUGCGUGUGGCCACAGCUGCCCAGAAGCUGCAGGGCUCUGUCCGAAUUGCCAACGCCGGGUACCGAGAGUCCUUCCGCAACGCCAGCAGCCCGGAGCUCCGGGACUUCCUGCGGCUGUUCCUUGGCCAGGUGAGAAGCUCCCUGCCGGCCGCCCUGUGGGGACCCGUGGACAUGGGUGGCGUCCAGCUACAGGUCACCCGUGUCACCAACGGCAGCGUCGUGGUGGAGUUUGUCCUGCUGCUCAGUGCCACCCUGGACGCCCGGGAGGUGACGGCCGCUUUCCGUGCCGCCUUCCAGAACAUGUCCUUGCUGGAGGUGGCCGCCGAGGGCCCCCUCAUCGGGGGUACGUGGGGACAACGCACCCUGGAGACACUGGACGGGCUGGGGGGCCGCACGGGCUCAGAGCACCUGCAUCCUUCAGCCCGAGGAUGUGACCCUGUCCUGUCAGUGACCCUGUGUCCUGUCAGUGACCCUGUCCUGUCAGUGACCCUGUGUCCAGUCAGUGACCCUGUCCUGUCAGUGACCCUGUGUCCAGUCAGUGACCCUGUGUCCAGUGACCCUGCGUCCAUGACCCUGUGUCGUGUCAGCGACCCUGUGUCCAGUCAGCGACCCUGUGUUCAGUCAGCGACCCUGUGUCCUGUCAGCGACCCUGUGUCCUCGACCCUGUGUCCAGUCAGCGACCCUGUGUCCAGUCAGCGACCCUGUGUCCAGUCAGCGACCCUGUGUCCAGUCAGCGACCCUGUGUCCAGUCAGCGACCCUGUGUCCUGUCAGUGACCCUGUGUCCUGUCAGUGACCCUGUGUCCACUCAGCUGGCCUGGCUGCUGCUGGCCCCCAAGAACCUGCUGUACCAGAGCCGGCCAGGUGUGGUGGUCACGGUCAGGUGCGGGGGUCACGGCCAGGUGCGGGGGUCACGGUCAGGUGCGGAGGUCACGGCCAGUGAGCUGGGCCCCCAGCGUGGGGCUGGCCUUCGGGGGUUGCGGGCAGUGCUGCCCUGUGCUCUGCGGUCUCGGGAGUGGCCCAUCUCCAUGCUGCUCGUCACCUCUGCUUCCUGCCCCUCAGAUUACGAUGAGUGUGCGAGCGGGGAGCACGACUGUGAGCCGGGCGCCUCCUGCCACAACACGCUGGGCUCCUUCCGCUGCAUCUGCGGACCGGGAGGUGCCGCCUCCUCCGGGGAGUAUGCCGGGAGGCCCUGCCAAGCCGGCCUUUCCGGGCUGGUGCCCCAGGGCCCCGCGGGGAGGCUGAGCCUGGCGGAGGCGGUCAGCGUGCUGUGCGAGGCCGGGCAGGUGGCCCUGGCCGUGCGCCGGAGCUUCCUGAGGCAGGAGGCCAUCCCCGAGGCCGCGCUGUACCUGGGCCAGCCGGCCUGCGGCGUCCGCGGGCACAACGCCACCCACGUGCUCCUGGCCGCCGGCUGGGCGGAGUGCGGCACCCUGGUGCAGAGCAUCGGGACGGACACGGUGGUGCAGACCAUGCUGAGGAGUGACCGGGCCCCGGGCAGCGUCCUCCACCACCCAAGGAUCCUCAGCCCCAUCUCCUGUGCCUUCAGAAACCACCUGCUCAGCUCCUCCGGCUACAGCCCUCACUGGGGGGUCCCGGCCAUCGAGGAAGACCUACACGGGGCCGGCAGCUUCAGCACGGAGAUGCGGGUCUUCGUGGGGGACGUGCCCGUCCCCCGGAACCACAGCGUGCCGGCCUCUGCGAGCGUGAGGAUUGAGGUGGGGCUGCGCAGACCCUGGGCGGGCCUGAAGGUGGUGCUUCUGCAGUGCUGGGCCACGCCGGGCAGCAACGCCUCGGACCCAGUCACCUUUGGGUUCAUCAACAACAGCUGCCCCGUCCCCAACACGCACACGGACCUGAUGGAGAACGGCGGCUCGGGCGCGGCCCGCCUGCGUCUGCGAAUCUUCUCCUUCGCACAGGGCCCCGCCGUCUACCUGCACUGCCGGCUCCGUGUCUGCAUUGAAGCCCCGGCCGCCUCCUGCCGCGUCAACUGCAAUGACUUCCGGGUGCCCCGAAGUGGAGACAUUGCCGCCACACACCAGACGACCUGGGGGCCCCUCAUCCGGUCUGAAGGUGAGCGGGGGGCCGGGUCCCCCGCCACGGCAGGGCUGGGCCUGGGACCCGGCGCCCUGGUGCUCACCGUGGUGGCCGCCAUAGUGACGGUGGCAGGUGUGACCGCCCUCCUCAUCUGGCGCUACCAGAGGAUGACCGGCCAGUUCAGCUUCAAGUCCCAGCCUGACAGCUUCAGCUACCAGGUGUUCCGCGGGUAGGAGCCUGUCAGGCCAGGUGGCCCCGAGCGAGCCCCGAGCCCCAGCCUGGGCGCCCAGACGCGGUGACCACACAGGAGCGCCCGGGGAGGUCCCAGCUGAGCCGCGGCCGCCAGGAGGCCAGGAGCUGCUGGUGGAGGGGCGGCGGCAGGAAAGCCUCCACCCGGACUCGGCCUCCGCGCCCGCACAGGCACCUCUGCCCUCACGCCGCCAUCUUUCGUCACCCCCACGGGUCCCUGUGGCCUGUCUUUUCCCUGUUCUGUCCACGCAGGGAUCCUGGGGGCGUCCAUGCAGGCGGGGGAGCCCAGAGGUGUCUCUUCCACACCUGUCACUGACCUUCCUUGAAAAGGAGGUGACAAACCCUGGGGGAAACCCAGUUCUUAAAAAAGCAUUCUGGAGGCCGGGCAGUGGCGCACCUGGUUAAGCGCAGGUGGCGCCAAGUGCAGGGACCUUGUGAGGACCUGGGUCGGAGCCCUGGCCCCCCACCUGCAGGGGGAGCUUCACCUGCAGUGAAGUAGGGCUGCAGUGUCUGUCUCUCCCUCUCUGUCUGUUUCUCUCUGUCCUGUCCAAUAAAACG